AUGGCUAUGGUACUUCAUUCGAAAGCAGGCGGAGGGGAGAUCGAGGAAAACAUUGAGGCUAGAUACAACGAAAUCGUGGAUGCAAUUCAACUUCUUUCCGUUCGAGCACAGAUCGACAGACUUACGGCAAACCUGGCAACUCUCCAGAAAAAUGGCGAAAAUACCAAGCUCGAGCUCGCGGAGUUAGAUCGUUCAAUCGAGGAAAUGGAAGCUGCCAAAGUUGCCGAAUCUGAUAGACAGACCGAGAUCACAAGAACCAGAUUUUUUCCGUCAGUUGUAGGUGACAUGAGACUGCGGAAGCUCGACACACAACUCCAAUAUCUGCAAAACAGGCAGUCUGCGUCUCAAGGCUCUCUCGCCGACGAAGAAUUAGAGAUACAAACUUGCGAGGCAAGCAUUCAACAACUAGAAGCAACGCUCAUUAACGGCAAGAAAAGUUCGGACGUUCCCCAUCCUGCAGUUACAGACAGCUCGAGCAGCAACAAGGUUAUUGGUUGCAGAAUCAACUUCCUGCUUGAAGAGCUUCGAGAUGUAACAGCCUUUGUUGAGCAGAUCGUAUGCACAUUUCAAGUUGCUGACGCUACAAGUGGGAAAAGCGCGACUGUUACCGCUGAUUCUAGUUGUGGGAUGAAUUCGAUGGAACGCAUAUCAGAAGCUGGAAGGGAACAUAAAAUCGUCAGCAAGACUGCAGAGCAAAAUAAGAUUGUUGGCUUCCUUUUGGACCACAAGGUUGGAUCGACAGAACAAAAGUUAGAAGCGGCAUUAUCGAAGAUCAAAAGUUUGGAAAAUUAUUGCGACGGAAAUGUGUGGUUAGCUGGGGUUGGAAAGAGGGUUCGUGCACAUAGAAUGGCACAAGAAUUUGCUAGCAUACAGAGGACUAAACCAGAUUCCCACAUUUUCGACGCGGGAAAUUCUAUGGCACGCUAUGCUCAUGCUGUCGCGGAUGCAGCAGUGUGGGAAACUUGCCGAGUACUUUUAGGUAAGAGCUGGACAAUCACGAAAUUUCGCGACCUGUAUUCUGUGAACGCCGAUGAAGUAUGGGAGAACCGCGAGUUCGGCGAGUUUAUCAACAUAAUUAAUUGGAAAGCGAAUAUGACUUCAUGGACUUAUCAAGGUUUGACAAAUGAAGACAUGUUUAGUGCUUUUGAUCUCUUGCACAAGAAAGUGAUGCCAACUAUGAGGAAUAAGGAAGGGGAUCUUGAUAAGGCAGGCUUUAAAAAGGACGUAAAUUAUGAAAGUUUAAAAGACAUUUACAACAAAGGGAACCAAACCCGAAAUCAGGUCUCAAAUUUGAGGAAACUUGACAAUGAGAUUCAGGACCUUCGAGAAAGAAUUAGUGCACUGGAAGUCCUGUGCGGUGAAUACAGGAAUAAUCCAGGUCGGAAUGCAUCAAUGGUAUCCGACGAACCAAUAUCCGUCGAACCAAGGAUCUACUCGGUUAGUGAGCUUGUGUGUGAUAUGAAGGAUUCAGUUUGGGGAUUGGAGCAGAAGUUUGAAGCUAAAGAAUCUGUUCUAAAGCAGACGAUUGAAGGUUUACAAGCCCAAGUAGCUGAGAAUUCCGUCACUAUUGGGCACUUGAGAAAUGAAGUACAUCAGAUGCUCCCUGUUUGCAAAUUAGCGAUGGAAGUACGACUGAGAAGAAUGGCGAUUGACAACGCCUACAGAAAAACGAGACCGAAAGACGUAGACCUCGUCGAGGCUGGAAACAAAGCGGCGCAUGGGGCAAACGCGAUCGUAGCUGCUGCCACCUGUCUUACUUUGCGAGGUAGAAAAGAACGAAAAGACAACAUCAGUACUUUUUCUGAGAUGUACGGUACAUCACCAGACUAUAUUUGGACGCUCCGACGGCAUUCACCUUAUAUCGACAUGGUCAACUGGCAAGCCGAUAUGUCCAGUUGGAAGCUAAUUAGCUAUAUUCGGCUCACUCGAGCUACUACUCAAGCUUUUGAUAUUGCCCAUGGCAAGUUUUCCAACAAGCUUAAGGAUUCAAAAGGGGCUCUGAUUACUCCUUUUUCCCCAAAACAAGUCAUGGAGACAGUGGAAUAUCUGAAUUUGAAAGUGGCAUACGACGCUGCUUAUGCUGAAAUCAAAGCUUCUAGCUCACGAAACUAG
Glarea lozoyensis ATCC 20868 is the source of this 2112-nucleotide messenger RNA. RefSeq lists its product as uncharacterized. The record is from RefSeq and is a predicted model, not a curated record. Bases 1 to 2112 code for a protein of 703 amino acids. The transcript has a single exon. Lineage: Eukaryota; Fungi; Ascomycota; Leotiomycetes; Helotiales; Helotiaceae.